Molecule: messenger RNA, 1737 nt
Organism: Alternaria hordeiaustralica
Lineage: Eukaryota; Fungi; Ascomycota; Dothideomycetes; Pleosporales; Pleosporaceae
Exons: 3
Coding region: 1-1737 (578 amino acids)
Biological process (GO): DNA-templated transcription; regulation of DNA-templated transcription
Cellular component (GO): nucleus
Molecular function (GO): zinc ion binding; DNA-binding transcription factor activity, RNA polymerase II-specific; transcription cis-regulatory region binding
Source: RefSeq, a predicted model, not a curated record
AUGUCGGGCCUUGGAGAUGACACCAAAUCACAGACGCUCUGGACUAUGAACAACCAACUCGUCAAUAGCCCAGACGCGGAACAACCCCGGAAGUCUCAAGACCAGCCAUUAAACCGCGCUUGUGAAGCAUGCCGCAUUUCCAAAGUCCGAUGUCUUAUGAACCCGGACACAAGCUCGACGCAGUGCCAGCGAUGCGCCAAGGCGAACAGAACGUGUGUUUUCGCGCCGCCGGCUAAGAGAAGACAGAGAAAGAGAACAGACGUGAGAGUCACGGAGUUGGAGAAAGAGAUACAGCAGAUGCGAAGUCUUCUGAAGACCAACGCCAGAUCAUCGAACGAUGUUAGCGAACAGGAAUCCGGCGAUGAGGACUCGGACGAUCAAGGCCAUGUGAGAAAGAAGGAGACGCCUCCUAGCGUAUCGAGUCGCCCGAGUGUCACAACAUCAGCGUCAAUGGUCACAGCACCAAUCACAAAAGCCCCUACUGUCGACUCUACGUCUACUGGCGCGCCGACAGACUUCCUGGGGUCUUCUGAUAACGACAUUAUAGAUCGUGGUGUCAUCUCGGAAGAUCUCGCAGUCGAGCUCCUGAGCAUAUGGCGCACCGAGCUCGUCGCUGCAUGUCCAGGCAUCACGAUCCCCAAACAAUGGGACGUGUUCGAUCUCCGAGCAAACAAGCCUGCGCUCUUCCACGCAAUCAUGGCCGCGGCUGCGCACUCGAAAGGUUCUGCCCUGUCUGACAGACUACAUGAAGAAACCGUCCUUCUCUACGCACGUUCCGCCUUCAUCAAAGGCGAGAAGUCGGUUCAAGCUAUUCAGGCGCUCAUCGUCACAGUCACGUACUACUCACCAUCGAAAACACCAGGCCAGCUGCAAAUCUAUCAGUGGGUCAACAUGGCCGCGUCGAUGGCUCUGGAGUUGGGCUUGACAUCCAAACCUAGAACGCACGAGCAACUCCCCAAACGUGCGAUUCGGUCGCUCCAGAAGAUUUCUUCGCCCGAGGAGUUGCUCGAGCACUGCCGCACUAUCCUCUUACUCUACAUCAUCAGCGCAGGCUUCUCGAUGCGACUCAAACGACCUAACAUACUGCUAUUCAACAGUUGGAUGGAAGAGUGCUUCAACAUACUGGAAAAGUCGAAGCUCUUGGACGAUAAGAGAAUAGUGGCGUGGUUGAAACUCCAGAGGAUAGCCGACGAGGCAAAUACGGCCUUUGGCUUCGACGAUGCUAGCACAAGCUUCAGUCUCUCGGAGUUGCGAAUGCAAAUCAUACUGCGAAUCUUCGAUCGGCGGAUGCAAGACUGGAGAAAAGGGAUUCCAGACGACGUCAUGACGCUGAACUUACAGAUAGAGUACUACUCCGACAUGUUAUCGAUGUGGGAAUUCGGUAUGGACGGAGGUCGCUACGACGUCAUCGAAUUCCGCAACCGCCACAUCACCCUCCCCGCCCUAGACGACGACUGCGUGCAACCCGAAUCCCUCCUCUCGCGCUCCGCCCUCCAAAUCAACGCAACCACAAAAUGCAUCUCCGCCGCCCACACCAUCCUCGACUUCUUCAUCGCCGUUCCCGUCGACAAACUGCGCAAAUCUCCAAACGCCCUCUACGUCCGCGCCGUCUACUCACUCGUCACCCUCAUGAAAGCAGAAUACGCCGUUGGCACCGACGCGGAAAUGGGCGAGCUGCUCGAAAGCCAGAGCCUCAAAAGUCCGGGUGCCGAGUCAUUGGAACUUUCUGCUACAUGA